UAAAAACCCUUCAUUUGUUCUCUCUUCUAUAAAACCUAGUUGGUUUAGUUGUUCUCUGCCUAAUUUUCACCAGUCUUUCUUCAUCAAUGGAAAACCACCCUCCUAAUCAUGUAAGUUUAUUUUAUUAAAUUAAUUAAUGAUUUCAUGAUUUCGUAAUUUAAGAAAUGAUUUUUUUUUCCUGCAGACAAAGGUUCUGUCCAUAGAUUUAACAUGCUGUGGAAAAUGCCCCAACAUAUUGGAGAAUAUAUUACUACGAAUGCCUGGGGUUGAUUCUGUAUCUAUCGACACAGAAAAGGGACUAGUAUUCGUGACAGGGAAAAUCGACCCAACGACACUGUUGGACAAAGUUUCCAAUCUAGGAAAGGAAGUCCGACUCUUGCCAAACAACAAAGAUACGGAGGAAAAAAUACACGAGUACACAACAAGACAAGGCAGAGACAAGAAGUAUUCAACUUCUCGAGAAAAGGGACAAAAAUCGCACAAAAACUGCUGCUGCCAAGACGGGCGCCAUUAUCAGAAGAAAGAGGAGAAGAAGGAAGAAGAAGCGCAUAAAUGCGAAGCUUACGUGGCCCCAAAUAUUGACCCGAGGGUGUGCAGAGAUUUUUACUGCAAAAUACACCCUAAAAUGCGUAAAAUAAUCGAUAGGGUACCUGCGGAUAGUUCUUCUUGGUUUGGGGGUUUACCGUUCCAUAGUGGCUAUGGUCCUUAUGGGUCGGAAUCGUAUAUUUACCCAGGGUAUUACGGGGAGGAGCCGCCCCGAUAUGGGUACCCCCGCCCACACCCACCGCCAAGUAUGCUUCAACACCCCUUCGGUUUUCAUUAGAGAAAGCACAACUAUGAAAC
Erythranthe guttata (spotted monkey flower) is the source of this 843-nucleotide messenger RNA. The record is from RefSeq and is a predicted model, not a curated record. Lineage: Eukaryota; Viridiplantae; Streptophyta; Magnoliopsida; Lamiales; Phrymaceae.